This is a messenger RNA of Rhagoletis zephyria (snowberry fruit fly), 882 nucleotides long. RefSeq lists its product as uncharacterized. The record is from RefSeq and is a predicted model, not a curated record. NCBI's taxonomy places the organism in Eukaryota, Metazoa, Arthropoda, Insecta, Diptera, Tephritidae. Gene Ontology annotation, molecular function: oxidoreductase activity.
AGUAGAUUAGUUCGAAAUGUCUUUGUCCGGGAAAGUUGUAAUUGUGACUGGAGCUAGCUCGGGUAUUGGUGCCACCACAGCAGAAUCCUUUGCUCGUCAUGGAGCUAAGGUAGCACUCGUCGGACGAAAUGAAGCCAAUUUAAAAGCCAGUGAAGCGGCCUGCAAAGCAGCCAACGACAAAGCUGAGUUACUGCUCAUCAUUGCUGACGUGACAGUGGAUGCGGAGCGUAUUAUCAGCGAAACAGUGGGCAAAUUCGGACAAUUGGAUGUGCUGGUGAAUAACGCCGGCAUAGGUGCCUUUGGCAGUAUCUUGGACAUUGCCGUCGAUCAAUUCGAUGCGAUUUUAAAUACCAAUUUGCGUUCAGUUUUUCUUUUGACUAAAUUCGCCGCACCACAUCUAAUUAAAACGAAGGGUAACAUUGUGAAUGUCUCGAGUGUCGCCGGUCUGCGUGCAUUCGCGGAUUUCUCCGUUUACUGCACUUCAAAGGCGGCGCUUGAUCAAUUUACCAGAUGCAUUGCUCUCGACUUGGCACCGCAUAAUGUGCGCGUGAAUGCGGUCAACCCUGCUGUGAUAAUAACGGAUUUUUCCAUACGUAUGGGAGUGUCGAAGGAAGAUUAUGCCAAAUAUUUGGAGCAAUGUAAAUCGACGCACGCUCUGGGACGCGUAGGUUCUACAAAAGAGGUGGCUGAUGCUAUUAUUUUCUUGGCUAGUGAUACCGCCAGCUUCAUAACGGGGACAACUUUGCCUGUCGAUGGAGGGAAAACUUUGUUGUGUCCACGUUAAAUGUAGUUUUAAACAAAUUAAAAUAAAAAUAAAAAUUAUUUUUUUUGUAAAUUUGCCAAAACAUAAUUUAAAUUUGUUAAAUUUGUUGAAUUUCAUAA